Schistocerca piceifrons (Central American locust) is the source of this 660-nucleotide messenger RNA. RefSeq lists its product as uncharacterized. Bases 1 to 660 code for a protein of 219 amino acids. The transcript has a single exon. Gene Ontology annotation, molecular function: olfactory receptor activity; odorant binding. NCBI's taxonomy places the organism in Eukaryota, Metazoa, Arthropoda, Insecta, Orthoptera, Acrididae. The record is from RefSeq and is a predicted model, not a curated record. Gene Ontology annotation, biological process: detection of chemical stimulus involved in sensory perception of smell; sensory perception of smell. Gene Ontology annotation, cellular component: plasma membrane.
AUGAAGAAAGAUGAAGGAUGUGGUGGUGAAGUGGAGGAACCGAAGAUGUGGACACAAUCUCAUCACCUGUCGUGGCGAGAGAGUGGUCAGAAUCCUCUCAAGCUGAACAUCCGCAUCCUGAGCUUCUUUGGACAGUGGCCCUUGAGCGACUCCUGGCUGUACCGAGCCUACACCGUUCUCAGCUUGGUGUCCAUAGCGGUCUCGUUGGCCAUGCGCGUCGUGGGCACGUGCCUCCUGGAGGGCUUGGAAGAAGUCACCUCCGCCCUGACGGCAUUCCUACCGAUGGUCACCGGCUUGACGAAGGCGCUGCUCCUCCUGUGCUACCAGCCAGACUUCAACCGGCUCGUGCAUCGCCUCGACGCUUUGAUCCUGGAACAGGGAGGGUCCUGGGGUCAGAUGAAGUCUGUACCUGUCUUCGAGGAGGCCCACAGGCGGACACUGGUGAUGACAGUACUGGUGAACCUCUACUUUGGGGUGGUGAGCGUCUACUGGCCGAUGGUGCCGCUACUGGAGGACUCUGAGACCAGGCGACUGCCCUUCGUUCAGCUUCCUUGGUUGAAGGCUCCGGACGCCGUUCACUACUGGUUUGUGUUCUUCCUGCAGACCUACACGACGGAAGCCGCUGGCCUCAUCACGAUCAACGUCGAGCUGUACUUUUAA